Messenger RNA from Alexandromys fortis (reed vole), 790 nucleotides. RefSeq names its product sialidase-like. The transcript is spliced from 2 exons. The coding region runs from base 134 to 790 and encodes 218 amino acids. Lineage: Eukaryota; Metazoa; Chordata; Mammalia; Rodentia; Cricetidae. The record is from RefSeq and is a predicted model, not a curated record.
GCACGGCAGGCUGAAAGUGAGCUGCUGAGAGAGACGGAUUUCCAGCUGGACGCCAGUGCCGCGUGCUGGCGCCAUCAGCACUACUCAUUUCCAAAGUGAGGCACUUCUGUUUGAGUGUGUCCAUUGCCAAGACAUGAUCACAUCUGGAGAACACGGUCUGCACGUUGUCCCUUCUUCCGAGCAGGCCAUCUGUGCGUCACAUCACGAGACACCCAGUGUCUGUGCGUCACAUCACGGGACACCCCAGUGUCUGCAUCACAUCAUGGGACACCCCAGUGUCUGCAUCACAUCACGGGACACCCCAGUGUCUGCAUCACAUCACGGGACACCCCUGUGUCGGUGCAUCACAUCACGGGACACCCCAGUGUCUGUACGUCACAUCACGGGACACCCCAGUGUCUGCAUCACAUCACAGGACACCCCAGUGUCGGUGCAUCACAUCACGGGACACCCCAGUGUCUGUACGUCACAUCAUGGGACACCCCAGUGUUGGUGCAGUGCAUCACAUCACGGGACACCCCAGUGUCGGUGCAUCACAUCACGGGACACCCCAGUGUCGGUGCAUCACAUCACAGGACACCCCAGUGUCUGCAUCACAUCACGGGGACACCCCUGUGUCUGUGCGUCACAUCACGGGACACCCCUGUGUCUGUGCGUCACAUCACGGGACACCCCUGUGUCGGUGCAUCACAUCACGGGACACCCCAGUGUCUGUGCGUCACAUCACGGGACACCCCUGUGUCUGCAUCACAUCACGGGGACACCCCUGUGUUGGUGCAUCACAUCAUGA